This is a messenger RNA of Myripristis murdjan (pinecone soldierfish), 1935 nucleotides long. Its product is annotated as gastrula zinc finger protein XlCGF57.1-like. Bases 93 to 1706 code for a protein of 537 amino acids. The transcript has 2 exons. Lineage: Eukaryota; Metazoa; Chordata; Actinopteri; Holocentriformes; Holocentridae. The record is from RefSeq and is a predicted model, not a curated record. Gene Ontology annotation, biological process: regulation of transcription by RNA polymerase II. Gene Ontology annotation, molecular function: RNA polymerase II cis-regulatory region sequence-specific DNA binding; DNA-binding transcription factor activity, RNA polymerase II-specific. Gene Ontology annotation, cellular component: nucleus.
GCUAAAGGAGGAGUAAAAGAGAAAACAACGCCGAGGCAGUUGCUGUCGAAAACAGCAGAAGGACCAAAAAGUGUAGUUGUAAAUGUGUGAGAAUGUGUGACGUGCAGGAGCUCACGUGUCUGGUACAGCAGCAAGAGGCUGCGGCGGCUCGAGACAUAUUGGAACUGUUUGAAAGGACGUUAGCGGCGCACGAGGAGCAGCUGCGGCAGUUAAGAGAGGAGAACGAGCGGCAGAGAAAGCAGCUGGACGCUCUUUUACAGCCUCAAGUUCGACUAGAAAGAGCAGUGUUGCCUCAGCAGCUGCUGGUGAUUAAAGAAGAGGUUCCCCCUGAGCAGCAGGAGUGCAGCCCCAGUGUGAAGCAGGAGGAGCCAGAGCCCCCCCACAUUAAAGAGGAAAAGGAGGAGCUCAAUAUCACCAAGGAUAUCCCAUUCACUCCUGCCCCUGUGAAGAGUGAAGAUGAUGAAGAGAGAGCUCAGUCCUCACAGCUUCAUCAAAGCCAAACUGAGGAGAACACAGAGGCAGAGCCUCCGGCCAGCAGCUCCACUGAAACAGAAGCUGAUGAAGAGGAUUUCCAAGCAAGUAGUGAUGGCCAGCUGCUCUCUUCACACUCCUCUGAAUCUGAGACUGAAGACAGUGAAGAUGACUUGGAGGAGACUGGAGAGCCUCAGUCAGGUUUAGCCUCAGUGAGUGAAGUCCUUUUCAGCCAUGACAGAUCUGAGGCUGGAGAGAAGCCAUCUUCCUGCUCUGUGAACAAAACCACAGGAGAGAAACAGUGGAGCUGCGUUGUUUGUGGUACAAACUUUAAAAAAAGAUGGCUCUUAAAAAGACACAUGUUGACGCACAAGAGAGAGACAAAAUUCAGCUGCCCAUUCUGUGCCAAGAGAUUUCCAGGGAAAAGUGAAUUAAACACUCAUGUGGUAGUUCAUGCAAGAGAGAAACAAUUUCGCUGUUCAGUCUGUCCUAAGAGAUUUACACAUAAAAUUUGCUUAAACAGACAUAUGAGAGUCCACACAGGAGAGAAACCUUUCAGCUGCUCAGUCUGUGCUAAGAGAUUUACAGGGAAAAGUGAUUUAAACACUCAUAUGGUAGUCCACACAGGAGAGAAACCUUUUACAUGCUCAAUUUGUGGUAAACAUUUUACACAGAAAUCUGGCUUAAAUACACACAUGAGAAUCCACACAGGAGAGAAACCAUAUCGCUGCUCAGUCUGUGCAAAGAAAUUUACAUGGAAAAGUCAAUUAAGCACUCAUAUGGAAGUCCACACAGGAGAGAAACAAUUUCCCUGUUCAGUCUGUGGUAACAGAUAUACACAAAAAAUUAACUUAGACAGACACAUGAGAGUCCACACAGGAGAGAAACCUUUCAGCUGCUCCGUUUGUGGUAAACAGUUUAGAACAAAAACUGGAUUAAAUACACACAACAGUGUCCACACAGGAGAGAAACCUUUCAGCUGCUCAAUUUGUGGUAAAUGUUUUACACAGAAAUCUGGCUUAAAUGCACACAAGAGUAUCCACACAGGAGAGAAACCCUAUCGCUGCUCAAUUUGUGGUAUAAGUUUUAGACAGAAAGGUAGCUUAAAUAAACACAUGAGACUCCACACAGGAGAGAAAACUGUUAGAUGCUUAAUUUGUGGUAUACGAUUUAGACAGAAGGGUAAUUUAAAUACACACGAUUGUCCACUCAGGAGAGAAAACAUAGUUUCUUAAUUUGUGGUAAACAUGUUUCAGAUAAAGGUCACACAAACGCACAUGAUUGUUCACUCAGGAGAGAAACCUUUUAGCUGUUCAGUCUGUUAUCAAACUUUUACAUGUAUAAGUCACACAAACAGACACAUGACAAUCCACUCAGGAGAGAAACUGGGCAGCAGCAGUGUGUGUGGGAGAAGUUUGUGCAGGCAUGACCGUGUUAACCCUAUAAAGCCUGAACUAUGAAAGA